GCAUGCGCAGUGUGAGGUGUGCGCUGGCUCUUGAAGACAGCUGACACGUGAGAAGCGUUUAGCAGCGCUGCAUGGCAACCCAGAGAAAUGCCGUUUUUAAAACAUGCACCUGUGCCGCGCGCCGUGUUUCUCUGAGCCCAUUAACACGCAGCCUGGUUGAAACAGUGGUCUGAAUCGACAGCGAACUGGAAAUGUCACGGUGACUCAACUAACCGCUCUUGACUUUUUAAACCUCCUUGAAUUCCUCGAAUCACAAAGCAUCUCUGAAUUCUCUAUAUUUAAUCGAAUGCGCCAAAUUGUUGUCGCUCGCGCUGGCGAUAGUAAACACAGUGAAAUCUGUAUGGUGAGCAGGAAGAAGGCGUGACAGGAAAACUACCCAAAUUAGGAGCUGCUUCCUGCUCUCUCUGGGUCACCAUGCUGCGACUGUUCCGCGUGCUGGAGCGUUUACGCGCGUGUAGCGAGUUUUCCGCGCGCAACCGACACUGGACCAAAGUCACCGAGCUGUCAGUGAGACUCUACAGCACCAAAGCGGCUCCGCAGUUCCGAAGAAUGGACUACCAGGAUGCGGUUUGCACCCUCAACACCCUCCAGACGAACGCCAGCGCGCUGGAGCAGGUGAAGAGAGAGCGAGGUCACCCCGAGCUCCAGCUGCAGGCCAUGAGAGGCUUCCUCCAGCGGGCAGGACUCAAGGUAGACGAACUUGAUCGGCUAAAUAUUAUUCACGUAACUGGAACGAAAGGAAAGGGUUCAACAUGUGCCUUUACAGAACAGAUUUUGAGAAACUAUGGCUUCCGGACUGGAUUCUACAGUUCACCUCAUUUGGUGCAAGUGAGGGAGCGAAUCAGAAUCAACGGGCAGCCAAUAGGAAAAGAGCUUUUCACCAAAUACUUCUGGCAGGUGUAUUGUCGACUGGAGGAGACAAAGGAUGCCCAUGGUGGCAGCAUGCCUGCUUAUUUCCGCUUUCUCACCAUCUUGGCCUUUCACAUCUUUCUGCAGGAGAAGGUUGACUUGGCUGUCUUUGAGGUUGGGAUCGGUGGAGCGUAUGACUGCACAAAUAUUAUCAGGCGUUCCUGGGUGUGUGGCAUCUCCUCUUUAGGCAUAGAUCACACCAGCAUACUGGGAGACACCAUUGAGAAAAUUGCCUGGCAGAAAGGAGGGAUUUUUAAGCCAGGAGUUCCUGCAUUCACAGUCAAACAGCCUGAUGGGCCGAUGAAGGUGCUUCAAGAGAGAGCAGAAGAAAUUGGGUGUUCGUUAUCAGUGUGUCCUGAUCUGGAGGAGUAUCAGAGCGAGGGUUCGCUCAGGUUGGGUUUAGCCGGUCAUCAUCAGCGCAGUAACGCUUCUCUGGCUCUACAGCUCUCACACACCUGGCUGCAGAGACACUUCCUCACAGAUCCCGUGUCAUCAUCUCCAGUGGAGUUCAGCGGUGUGAGUCCAGCUCCAGCCUUCCAGCCCAGUCCUGCAAUGAUAAAAGGUCUGGCAGAGACUGAGUGGCCUGGGCGCAAUCAAACACUAAAACACGGUCCUGUGACGUAUUUCCUGGACGGAGCUCAUACCACACGCAGCAUGCAGGCCUGUGUCCGCUGGUUCAACGAGAUCGCACCACAACAUGAGAGAAAUGCAGGGGGUCCGGUGAUGAGGGUCCUCUUGUUCAACGCUACAGGAGAGAGAGACUGUGCUGCUAUGCUCAAACUGCUCGUACCCUGUCUUUUUGAUUUUGCUGUGUUCUGUCCAAACAUCACAGAGGCCAUAGCGACCUGUAAUGCAGACCAACAGAACUUUAACGUUUCUGUGGAGAACAUGCUCACACGUUGCCUGGACAACCAGCAGAGCUGGCGCGUUCUGAAUGGCCAGGAGGAGAAGCCAGGGGCGGAGCUUCUGAUCGGAGGCGGUCUGCCAUUGGUGCCAGAAAGACAGAGCCACACACUGGUGUUUCCCUGCAUCCUCAGCGCUCUGCAGUGGAUCAGUCAGGGAAGAGACUCGGUGCUGUCAGACCCGAACAGAUGUGUCAUACCCGUUAAACCUAGCAUAAACGCGAAAGCCGAUCCGCUACGAGAGGCUGUAAACAUACACGUCCUCAUCACAGGUAGUUUACACCUGGUGGGAGGGGCUUUAAAACACUUGGACCCUGCUUUAAACUCAUAACGGACAUAUGCAUGUGUCUACAGUGCCAGACAUCCAGCAGAACACAGCAAGUGCGCCACCUAGUGCCUGAACCCUCUGUCCCAGCACUCAAAGGAGUAGUUCACCCAAAAAUUAAAUUUUGCUGAAAGUCUAAUCACCCCUCAGACCAUCUAAGAUGUAGAUGAAUUUGUUCCUUCAUCAGAACAGAUUUGAGAAAUCUUGCUCACCACUGGAUCCUCUGCAGUGAAUGGGUGCCGUCAGAAUGAGAGUCCAAACAACUAAUAAAAACAUCACAAUAAUCCACACCGCUCCAGUCCAUCAGUUAAUGUCUUGUGAGGAAAAAAAGCUGAAGGUUUGUGAGAAAAUUUAUCAUGAAGGCGUUUUAACUUGAAACCACAUAUUUGUUUAGAACUGCUCUGGCUAGUAAACGGUGCUUGAUCUGUGCAUGUUAUUUACCUGAUUCAGGCAGGAAGCAAUAUUAUAGACUCAUAUUUUAGCUGAAAUCAAAGGUUUAAAGCUAAAAUGUCUUCGUGUUGGAUUUGUUUUUUAUAAUCAUGCCUCCUUUUCUUCACGUGAUGUUAACUGCUGGACAGGAGUGUUGUGGAUUAUUGUGAUGUUUUUAUUAGUUGUUUGGACUCUCAUUCUGACGGCACCCAUUCACUGCAGAGGAUCCAUUGCUAAGCAAGUGAUUCAAUGCUAAACAGAUUCUCUAAAUCUGAUUAACAAACAAAUUUGGCUACAUCUUGGAUGGCCUGAGGGUGAGUACACUGUCAGCUAGUUUUACAUUUUGGGUGAACUAUUCCUUCAACCGUUACUGCAAAAUUCACAGCAAAUCAUGGAUGAAAUCUUUUCUUCUUGAAUCCGUGCUUUCUACGUCAUGAAGAGCAUUGGACCAGUUCGUGUAAAAAGCACAUAAAUCCGAAUCUACUUGAGCUGUUCAUGUUUACUUUGUUGGGAUACUUUAAUUUAAAGUACUUAAAGUGCAUUCAGUUCUUUUUCUGUGUAAGCUUUUUUAUUUUACACUACACUUUUGAUGUUUUUAACCAGAUCUUUCCAUUCGUGAAAUAGAAAGUCAGGUUGCCUGUUCAUCAGUGUUUGUGUUUUUUUUAUUGCGCUGAAAUAAUUGUGCCAUAUAUAAGACACGGUUCUCUAAUGAUGUAAUAUUAAUGUCAUUUCUAACACAUGCAUGGGAAAUUUUGCAUUCACAAGUGGAAGCAAAAUGAUGUUCGAAGCAUGUCAACACUGCGGUGCCCACAUCUGUUCAUAGUGAAUAAAAAUGUGUAAAGUGUUUUGUGUGCGUGUUUAUACAUCAGAGGAAUGGAGGACUGUCAAAUAUGACUUAUGUUUUUAAUCUUAUUGUAAUUAUAUUUUUUGUAGCAUUGUAUGUACUAUAGUAGACAGGAGAGUGUAUAAUCUAUUUUCAAAUGCAACCUGGAUUUUUUAAUACGCUAACUUGGUUUUGACAUAAUUUUGUUAUACAUAAAAGAUUGGAUAAUUAUAACAAUAAUGUGACUAAAUAUUAAUUUUAAUCAAUAAAGAUCAUACCACUCUUGUCUUAAAGUGCUAUUGAAAAUCUAUAUGUACUGUAUAUACCAGGUGUAAAAUGAAUAAAAAGUCAAAGACU
Messenger RNA from Cyprinus carpio (common carp), 3745 nucleotides. RefSeq names its product folylpolyglutamate synthase, mitochondrial-like. Lineage: Eukaryota; Metazoa; Chordata; Actinopteri; Cypriniformes; Cyprinidae. Gene Ontology annotation, biological process: tetrahydrofolylpolyglutamate biosynthetic process. Gene Ontology annotation, cellular component: cytoplasm; cytosol; mitochondrion. The record is from RefSeq and is a predicted model, not a curated record. Gene Ontology annotation, molecular function: tetrahydrofolylpolyglutamate synthase activity; ATP binding.